Molecule: messenger RNA, 1919 nt
Organism: Exserohilum turcica Et28A
Lineage: Eukaryota; Fungi; Ascomycota; Dothideomycetes; Pleosporales; Pleosporaceae
Exons: 3
Coding region: 42-1892 (616 amino acids)
Biological process (GO): transmembrane transport
Molecular function (GO): transmembrane transporter activity
Source: RefSeq, a predicted model, not a curated record
CGCUAGCUAGCUAGCAUGCUCAUACACCAGUCACCGCCGCCAUGACUGAACACCGGCUUCCAGUCCAGCAACUGGUCAUUCUCGCAAUAUGCCGCUUUUCCGAGCCCAUAGCCUUGACCUCCAUCUUCCCAUACGUGCCCGAGCUCAUGGAGUCGUUUGGCGUUCCGGAAAACGACAUUGCGCGAUGGGCGGGUAUUUCGUCGUCGACCUUUUCUCUCUGCCAGGCCUUUACCAGCUUCUUCUGGGGCGCGGCGUCGGAUCGCUACGGGCGGAAGCCAAUCAUCCUGUUUGGCCUGUUCAAUACUAUGUGGACCAUGCUGCUGUGGGGGUUUUCUGUAAACCUGCCCAUGGCUUUGGCGGCGCGCGCCCUCGAAGGUCUGUCGAAUGGAAAUGUUGGCAUCCUGCGGACUACGGUCGCGGAGCUUUGUCCGUGGAAAGAGCUGCAGCCGCGGGCUUUUAGUAUCAUGCCGCUGGUAUGGACCGUGGGCGCGACAUUUGGACCCACGCUCGGCGGUGCUCUUGCGAACCCGCUCGGUGUAGACCCGCGCCAGCCACGAGGCACUGCGUUUCUCGAAAGAUUUCCCUAUGCCUUGCCCAACAUAGUAGCCGCUAGUUUCUUCACCGUGGGAAUCGUAGUGGGCUGGCUAUUUCUCCGCGAAACUCUGGCGAGCAAAAAGUAUGAGCCGGACCUGGGCAUCCGGACUGGAGUCAGGUUAAAACGCUUUGUGCGUAGAUUGCUGCAUCUGAACCCCCCGGCAACGGCGCAUGGUGAGAACGAACCUCUUCUUGGGCGGCAGAAAGCACUAGACGACGAGGCUGCUGUAGCGCCUCGUGCUUGUAGCCAGAAAGCCAAGGAAAAGGUGCCUAGCGUUCGCGAUGCUUUGACAUUUCAAACUUCAACUAAUCUGCUUGUUUACACUCUGCUGGCCAUGUACUCUCAAGCAUAUGAUCAACUGCUUCCCGUGUUCAUGCACCACCCUGUGCAGCUCGAGUCGGAUCCCACGGCCUCGCUGCCUCUCAAGUUUGUAGGUGGCUUUGGCCUCGAGUCUCGGCGCAUCGGCAUCAUCUUUACGCUGUUUGCCAUUUCGAGCACGGUAUUCCAAUUCCUACUCUUCCCACCUGUUGCCCGGCACCUGGGCGUGCUCCGGUGUCUGCAGCUUGCCUUUAUCAUUUUCCCGUUUGUUUUCCUCGUUACGCCCUUUCUGGCGCUUAUCCACGACCCGAUUGCGCGAGAAGUUGCCAUGUUGCUGCUCCUGAUGGUGAGGGGCAUGGCGGGCACAUUUGCAUUCCCCACUAGUACGAUUAUGCUCACCAACAGCGCGCCGAGCCUACGGGUGCUGGGCACAAUCAACGGGCUGGCGACAAGCUUCAGUUCCUUUGGGCGGGCGGCGGGACCAACGCUCGGCGGCGGCUUGUUCUCGUGGGGGGUGAAGCGGGGUUAUGUCAUUGUGCCUUUCUGGGUGCUUGCUGCAAUUGCAUUGUUAGCAUAUAUCCCAACCAUGUGGUUGGUCGAAGGCGAGGGCUUCGGCGACGAUUCGGACAUUGACGACGAGACGAAUACGAUUGAAGUGGCACAGGAGGAGCACGAGGACGAUUGCCGAGGACCGGCGCUGUUUGAUGGCGAGGAUGCAGCCCAGUCCGAGUCGGAGUUUGGCGAUGUGGGGGAAGCGCCGCACGUGCUGAGCCACACGACGACGCGGUCGAGCUUCGCGAUGGCAUCAGACGAUGGCCAAGGGCUGGAGUCGGUGAGGAGCCACUCGCAGAGCAGGAGACGCAUUGUGCGGCGGCAGUCUUCGGUGCCGAUAGGAAUGGGCGUGGGCUUCCGGCGGUACAGCUCGAACCUGGGGAGCACGGGAAUUGGCGGCGGGGGGGCUAGUUGGGGAGGUGCAUAGCAUGUUGGCGCGGUGUUUUGAUGAUUC